Messenger RNA from Ectocarpus siliculosus, 1602 nucleotides. Lineage: Eukaryota; Phaeophyceae; Ectocarpales; Ectocarpaceae. The record is from the annotation of a GenBank genome assembly.
AUGCACCCAGACGAGCUGAACCUGCGCCAAGCCAUCAACGCGGCGGCUGCCCGUUCAAGGGAGGACAGAGGGAGAGAAGCCUUGCACCUUCGAGGUCGGCUGGCGAGGUUCCUUCGAGACGCAGGUCCGGAGCGGUACACGGAAGCGGAGGCGGAGUACGACGGGUGGACGAAGGGGCUGCAUGCCUACGGCAAGACGGGGGGAGGGGGAGGGAGGCAACUGUCACCGGAAGACAAGAAGCUGUUGGACCAGGAGCUAGCGGAGUGCGUGAGCGAGUACAUGGACAUCCGGGAGCACCAGGGCGAGGACGUCGAGGACCUGAUGUGGGAGUUGCUGAGCGUCUCCAAGCGGGUGUACGGGCCUAACUCGAAGGAGGUGGCUGACCACUCGGACAGGUUCGGGCGCUACCUGUCCAAGAAGCAGAGCUACGGGCAGGCGGAGCAGCUGCUCAAGAAGGCGCUGGUGAUGAAGGAGAGGUCUUUGGGGAGGGAUCACCCGGAGAUCGCAGGGAUUCUGCGGGCCAUCGGGCGUGUUCUGUUCGAGGUGAACGCGCUGAAAGACGCCGGGGAUGCGUUCGACAAGGCGUUGACCAUCGACACCAGACAUGAGGAAACCCCGGCGGAUAUCAUCGAAGACAUGCGGUCUCUGGGCAUGGUUUACUGUCGGCAAGGGCACUACGACAAGGGGGAGAGCAUGUACCGAAAGGUCGUGGACAUGGACAAGAAGUUGAAGGGCGGGGAGGAGGACCCCUCGGUGAUCACGGAGAUGAACGUGCUCGCGGUUCUCCUCUACGCCCAGGGGAAGAUGGAUCAGGAGCAUGGACGUGUCCACUCGGAGACCGUGGCCUGCUUGUCGUGGAUCGCGGAGACACACGAGAAGCAGGAGCACUACCAAGACGCCGAGCCUAUCCUGAUCGAGGUGGUCGAACUGAACCGCCAGAUCCUGGGGGACGGCAAGCCGGGCGUAGCAGACUCCCUGACAGACCUUGGGGAGCUGCGGCGCGCCCAGGGGAACCUGGCAGCGGCGGAGGGGAACCACCUGGAGGCCCUACAAAUCCGAAUGGACGCCUAUGGAGAGAACCACGAGUCCGUGGCCCAGAGCAUGCAGCUGCUGUCGCUGCUCCUGCAAAGCGCGGGGCGAGAGGACGAGGCCCGCGAGUACGGGAGAAAGGUCGUGUCCAUCACGGAAAUCGUGCACAACUCCGAUGGAAGGCCUUCCAACACGCGGUCUCCUGGGGCGCACGCCGGGUCCGCGGAGGAACACGUGACGGGCGGGCAAGCUCGCCGAAAUCACGCCAAGGUUGCCGUCGAGAAGAGCCUCACUUGCUUGAUAGGGCGGUAGGCGACAGGCAGACGACCCUGUCCGCCGUGCUUCCUCUGGAGCGACAGAGUCAAAUGUACCGUGUAGGGCCCAGUAAGUGCCAAGGAAGUGUUUGGUUUGACAACGUCACGUACCCACUCUUUCCGAAAGUAUAAGGGUCAGUCGGAUACAAGCUCGAAUACCGCAAUGGUCCCUACAUUUCCGAAUAGAGUGGUGCCUCGGUUUGUGGUGGUCCGGGGUCUCGAGGCGCAUGGAUGGACGUGUAUUGAGUGGUACUGCCAC